Vombatus ursinus (common wombat) is the source of this 417-nucleotide messenger RNA. RefSeq names its product serine protease inhibitor Kazal-type 1-like. Gene Ontology annotation, molecular function: protein binding; serine-type endopeptidase inhibitor activity. NCBI's taxonomy places the organism in Eukaryota, Metazoa, Chordata, Mammalia, Diprotodontia, Vombatidae. The coding region runs from base 108 to 338 and encodes 76 amino acids. The transcript has 4 exons. The record is from RefSeq and is a predicted model, not a curated record.
GCCCCUAUAUAGGAUAUGCUUCUAGGCUCCUGUGAACUCAGGACACCUACUGCUCUCCAUUGAAAUCUUUCAGUUUCAGCUUCAGCUAGAGGUAAAGAAGUCUGAUCAUGAGGACUCUUGGCAUCGUCCUGCUGAUCUCCCUGACUCUGUGCUGCUUCUUGGAUACUGCACGAGCUGAAAUCCAAGAUCCUGUCUGCAAUGACUUCCCAGGAUGCUACAAAAUAUAUCUUCCUGUCUGUGGCACUGAUGGAAAGACUUAUGGCAAUGAAUGCAUGCUCUGUCAGGAAAAUAAGUUAAGAGAUGUUCCUGUCCGAAUCCAAAAAGAAGGGGAGUGCUGAGGAACUAAAAUAUCCUGGGCCCCAGUGGGACAGCAUCAUAGCUGACCAGCCUGAUUCUUUAAUAAAUGUAUAAGAUUGA